AUGAAUAACUGUGUGCUCCUGGAGGAACAGCUCAUCAAAAAAUCCCAGCAGAAGAGAAGGACGUCACCCUCCAACUUCAAAGUCCGCUUCUUUGUCUUAACCCAAUCCAAAUUGGCUUACUAUGAACAUCGCCAUGGGAAAAAAAGAACAUUGAAGGGUUCUGUUGAACUUUCCAGGAUCAAAUGUGUGGAAAUUGUGAAAAGUGACAUCAUUAUUCCCUGUCAGUAUAAAUAUCCUUUCCAGGUUGUCCAUGAUAACUACAUACUCUAUGUGUUUGCACCCAAUCGUGAGAGCCGGCAGAGAUGGGUCUUUACUCUGAAGGAAGAAACCAAAAACAACAAUAGUUUGGUCCAAAAGUAUCAUCCAAAUUUUUGGAUGGAUGGCAAGUGGAGAUGCUGUAAUCAGACAGAGAAGAUGGCAGCUGGCUGUAUAGAAUAUGAUCCCACCAAAAACGCCUCAAAGAAGCCGCUUCCUCCCACUCCUGAAGAUAACUGGGUGAGUGCCAAGUUGUUGCUGGACCCAAGGGAUGCCUCAGUCUUGGCCAUAUAUGACUAUGAAGCCCAGAAUCCGCAGGAGCUGACAUUACGAUAUAAUGAGGAAUAUUACCUGAUUGAUAACUCUGAGGAGCAUUGGUGGCUGAUUCAAGAUAAGAAUGGGCAUGAAGGCUAUGUGCCAAGUAGUUACUUGGUGGAAAAAUCACCCGACAAUCUGCAAAUAUACGAGUGGUACAAUAAGAACAUGAACAGAAGCAAAGCAGAAAUGCUCCUCAGGGAUGAGGGUAAGGAAGGUGCCUUCAUGGUGAGAGAUUCAAGGCAGCCCGGCAUGUACACAGUCUCUGUUUUCACCAAAGCAUUAAGCACAGACAACAAUCCCGUUAUAAAGCAUUAUCACAUCAACGAGACAAAUGACUUUCCCAAGAGGUAUUACUUGGCAGAAAAACAUGUCUUUGACUCUAUCCCUGAUCUCAUCAACUACCAUCAGCACAAUGCAGGAGGUCUUGUUACUCGUUUGCGGUAUGCUGUCUGUUCCUGGAGAAAAAAGGCCCCAAUCACUGCAGGGCUGAGCUACGGAAAAUUUGUCAUAAAUCCCUGUGAGCUCACCUGUGUACAGGAAAUCGGCAGUGGGCAGUUUGGGGUGGUCCACCUUGGCUAUUUGCUGGACAAGACAAAAGUAGCCAUAAAGACCAUUCGUGAAGGAGCAAUGUCUGAAGAAGACUUCAUUGAAGAAGCUAAAGUCAUGAUGAAACUGUCUCAUCCCAAACUAGUCCAGCUUUAUGGAGUAUGCUUUGAGAAAACUCCCAUAUGCCUAGUGUUCGAGUUUAUGGAGCAUGGCUGCUUGUCGGAUUACCUCAGGAGCCAACGAGGCAGUUUUUCAAAAGAAACCCUCCUGGGGAUGUGCCAAGAUGUAUGUGAAGGAAUGGCUUAUCUGGAACAAAAUUCAGUCAUUCACAGAGACCUGGCUGCUCGGAACUGCCUGGUGGGGGAAUCGCACGUGGUCAAAGUGUCGGACUUUGGGAUGUCAAGGUUUGUCCUUGAUGAUCAGUAUACCAGCUCCACAGGUACCAAGUUUCCAGUCAAAUGGUCUUCACCAGAAGUUUUCUCCUACAGCAACUAUAGCACCAAAUCUGAUGUUUGGUCCUUUGGAGUGCUGAUGUGGGAGGUCUUCAGUGAAGGUAAAAUCCCCUAUGAGAAUCGCACCAAUGGAGAAGUGGUGGAAGAAAUCAAUGCAGGUUUCCGGCUCUACAAACCCAAGUUGGCCUCCAAGGCCAUUUAUGAGGUCAUGAGCCACUGUUGGAGAAUGAGGAAAGAUGACCGGCCUUCCUUUUCCAUUCUGCUUUAUCAGCUGAGUGAAAUCUCUGAGUUUGAUCUGUAA
Molecule: messenger RNA, 1872 nt
Organism: Rhea pennata
Lineage: Eukaryota; Metazoa; Chordata; Aves; Rheiformes; Rheidae
Gene: ITK
Product: IL2 inducible T cell kinase
Exons: 17
Coding region: 1-1872 (623 amino acids)
Biological process (GO): protein phosphorylation; intracellular signal transduction; NK T cell differentiation
Cellular component (GO): plasma membrane
Molecular function (GO): protein binding; non-membrane spanning protein tyrosine kinase activity; ATP binding
Source: RefSeq, a predicted model, not a curated record